Homalodisca vitripennis (glassy-winged sharpshooter) is the source of this 2334-nucleotide messenger RNA. RefSeq lists its product as uncharacterized. The record is from RefSeq and is a predicted model, not a curated record. The transcript has a single exon. Gene Ontology annotation, biological process: telomere maintenance; DNA repair. Bases 1 to 2334 code for a protein of 777 amino acids. Gene Ontology annotation, molecular function: DNA helicase activity. NCBI's taxonomy places the organism in Eukaryota, Metazoa, Arthropoda, Insecta, Hemiptera, Cicadellidae.
AUGUCUGAUGGGAAAUGCACGAAACGAUACCCAAGAAACUUGGUUUCUGAGACCAUUACUGGCAAUGACGGAUACCCACUGUAUCGUCGACGAUCAGUUGAAGAUGGCGGCAAAUCCAUCGUUCUGAAAGUACGAAACGUUAAUGUCGAAGUCGAUAAUCGUUGGGUUGUUCCAUAUUCACCAUUGCUCUCAAAGACCUUCAAAGCACACAUUAAUGUUGAGUAUUGCAAUUCAGUAAAGUCGAUUAAAUACAUUUGCAAGUAUGUCAACAAAGGAAGUGACAUGGCAGUCUUCGGAGUAGGGAAUGUAGCGGCACCGCUCGAUGAAAUCAACCAAUACCAACUUGGACGCUACAUUAGCAGCAAUGAAGCAGUAUGGCGCAUCUUAUCAUUUCCAAUCCAUGAACGACAUCCAACAGUAGUACAUUUGGCAGUACAUCUCGAGAAUGGACAACGCGUGUACUUCACAACAGAUAAUGUACGUGCAAGAGCAUUGGUUCCACCGGCAACAACUUUAACUGCAUUUUACUCAUUGUGCCAAGAUGAUCAUUUUGCAAAGACUCUACUUUAUUCUGAGGUACCGAAAUUCUACACAUGGAAUGCAUCGGCUAAAAAGUUUCAACGUCGCAAACAAGGUAAAGUAGUUGAAGGACAUCCCAAUUUGUAUUCCAGUGACGCAUUGGGUCGUCUGUACACUGUUCACCCGAACAAUACCGAAUGUUUCUAUUUGCGAUUGCUGUUAAUCAAUGUACGUGGACCGAUGUCCUUCCAAGAUUUAAGGACAGUCAACGGUCAGUUAUGCGCCACUUAUCAUCAAGCUUGCCAGAAACUAAAUCUUCUUGAAAAUGAUGCCCAUUGGGACACUGCACUCGCUGAUGCAUCGAAUACUGCUCGACCACAGCAAAUACGUACGUUAUUUGCUAUCAUUUUAACAACCUGUUUCCCAUGUAAUCCAAACGAUCUUUGGGAAAAAUACAAGGACAACAUGAGUGAAGACAUUCUACAUCGUUUGCGCAUUGCGAAUCAAAAUUCGGACAUUCAAUUCACUCCAAACGUGUAUAAUGAGGCAUUGAUUUUGAUUGAAGAUAUAUGUUUGGCAAUUACUAACAAGGCACUGGUGCAACUGGGAAUGCCUGAUCCAAACCGACCAGCGAACAACCUUUUCGAUCGUGAUUUGCAACGAGAAACACACUUUGAUACUGUCGAAUUGGGGACAUUUGUUCAGAUAAAUCUUCCGCAGUUGAUUCCAGAACAACGCAUUGCGUAUGACAGAAUUAUGCGUGCCAUUACAGAACAGAGUGGUGGACUAUUUUUCCUAGAUGCGCCUGGUGGUACAGGGAAGACUUUUCUUCUUUCACUCAUUCUGGCAACCAUACGAUCACAAAAUAAUAUUGCACUGGCCAUUGCAUCAUCUGGAAUUGCGGCAACUCUUUUGGAUGGUGGCCGAACAGUGCAUUCAGCAUUGAAACUGCCGUUGAAUUUGCAAAACACUGAGACACCAACAUGCAACAUCAGUAAAAACUCUGGAAUGGGCAAAUUACUCCAAACGUGUCAAAUUAUCAUAUGGGACGAAUGUACAAUGUCUCACAAGAAAGCAUUGGAAGCAAUUGAUCGUACACUGCGAGAUUUGAGAGGAAACGAACAGAUCUUUGGUGGCGCACUCAUUUUAUUGUCUGGUGAUUUUCGACAAACGCUGCCGGUUAUACCACGUUCAACACCCGCUGACGAACUUAAUGCAUGUCUCAAAUCAUCAGUUUUAUGGCGCCAUAUACAGAAAUUGAUUUUGAAAACCAACAUGCGUGUACAACUACAACAGGAUGCAUCGGCUGAAAAUUUUGCAAAACAAUUGAUGGAUAUUGGAAAUGGGCGAGUGCAAAUUGAUGAAUCUACGCAAUGUAUCACCUUGCCAGCAAACUUCUGUAAGAUCACAAAAAGCAUAGAUGAAUUGGUGCAAAAAGUUUUUCCAAACAUUGCACAAAGCUACAAAAAUCUUCAGUGGCUCAGUACGCGUGCUAUAUUAGCAGCCAAAAAUAUCGAUGUCAAUACCAUUAACUUCAAUAUUCAGAAUGGAAUACCUGGCGAAACAACAAUAUAUAAGUCCAUCGAUACUGUGGUGAAUCAAGACGAAGUUAUCAACUAUCCAACUGAAUUUUUGAAUUCGCUUGAUUUGCCAGGCAUGCCACCGCACGUUCUUAUAUUGAAAAUUGGCGUACCCAUCAUUCUUCUUCGAAACAUAAAUCCACCACGACUUUGUAACGGAAACCAGACUCUCAGUCAAGAAAAUUAUGAACAAUGUUAUCGAGGCAACAAUUUUGACUGGAAAAUUCAAAGGUGA